Emericellopsis cladophorae is the source of this 753-nucleotide messenger RNA. Its product is annotated as proteasome subunit alpha type-like protein. NCBI's taxonomy places the organism in Eukaryota, Fungi, Ascomycota, Sordariomycetes, Hypocreales, Bionectriaceae. Gene Ontology annotation, biological process: ubiquitin-dependent protein catabolic process. The coding region runs from base 1 to 753 and encodes 250 amino acids. The transcript is spliced from 4 exons. The record is from RefSeq and is a predicted model, not a curated record. Gene Ontology annotation, cellular component: proteasome core complex, alpha-subunit complex; proteasome core complex.
AUGGCGGACCGUUAUUCUUUCUCUCUGACCACUUUCUCCCCAAGUGGGAAGCUGGUGCAGAUUGAAUAUGCGCUCAAUGCUGUCAACCAAGGCAUCACUGCCCUUGGCAUCAAGGCUACCAACGGCAUCGUCCUUGCUACUGAGAAGAAGUCGUCUUCGCCCCUCGCAGACCAGAGCUCUCUUUCGAAAAUCAGCAACAUAACACCCGACAUCGGCAUGGUGUAUUCUGGCAUGGGUCCCGAUUACCGAGUAUUAGUCGACAAGGCACGUAAGGUGUCUCACACGGGCUACAAGCGAAUCUACAACGAAUACCCCCCGACUCGCAUAUUGGUGCAGGAUGUCGCUCGCGUCAUGCAAGAGGCUACCCAGUCUGCUGGUGUCCGCCCUUAUGGUGUCAGCUUGCUCGUUGCCGGAUGGGACGAGGGCAUCGAGCCUGAUGUAGAGGCAGAGGUUGAAGACAAGAUGGAUACCGAGGGGGAGAAGAAGAAGACCACAAAGACGGGUGGUAUUCACAAGGGCGGGCCCAUGCUGUACCAAGUAGACCCAUCUGGCAGCUACUAUCCGUGGAAGGCGACGGCUAUCGGAAAGAGUGCGACAAAGGCCAAGACUUUCUUGGAAAAGCGGUACUCAGAGGAGCUCGAGCUGGAGGACGCCAUUCACAUCGCCUUGUUGACGCUUAAAGACAACAUUGAGGGCGAGAUGAACGGAGACUCGAUUGAGAUUGGUAGGUUCGAUUCUGAUAAGUGGUCGUGA